AUGUAUUAUGUAUUCUACGUAAAUGAUGGGUACAUGCUAGCAUUGGAUUUGGCACCAGUCGGAUGUUUUCGUGACCUGCAUGAGGAAAUAAGAGUGAAGACAGGAGUUCAGCCAAAGGAGCAGGUAAAACAAAGCUAUGGAUCUGUAUUUUUUCUUUUAGGUAUUCUUCUUGAGUGGCGGAGAGGCUCUUAUCGGAGAUUACCUUCUUUCCACAUAUUCUGAUGCGGGUACUGAGACAAAUCCGGUGUAUUUUAUCAAACGGGUCACCAGCGAGAAAGAUCCGAUAAAUUCCCGUGAAAAGGAAGGAAUAAACAAUUUACUGGAAAGUAGGUACCUAAAUUUAGUUUAAUAUUUGAACCAUAUUAGAUUGGAAACGGGAUGUCGAGAGAGUAAAUCAGCAGCCGCAGAAAUCCACGCUUGUCUCUCAGUAUGUGCAAUUAGCCGAAGAUGGAACUCGCGUUUCUGAAACACUGAUCCGUUUCUGUGCGAAGAGUGUUGCUGAACACCAGUAUCUGAAUCAAGGAUGGAAUGCGGUUACACGGAAUCUAGAUGAGAAUGUUAAUCAACUAGCAACAAGGUACAGCAAGGCCUCAAGAAUUGCACAGAGAUUGCCGACAAUCAAGAAAAAGGCAAAGUUAUGGGUAACAGAUUUCGAACUGGUGUUCAACGCUCUCCUCAAGGUAUGGCUAUGAAUGUCUUGUUUUAUUCUUAUAUUUAGAUAAAAAUCCCGUCGUCAUUACUAUCGAACUCAUCCACGUCUGAACCUAUGUCAUUAUACGAUUGGAUAUCCAGCCAUGACUCAGAGUCAACGCUUGAACAAUUAAUUGAGCAUGUGUCUGAUCAGAUUGAUAAACUGGACGAUACUAACCUUGCGAAAGCAGGGGCAGCUUUGAAAGUUGUAAAAGAUUUGGUGAAAAGGAAGGAUUAUCGGGAUAUAAGAGGGAUUGAUAAACGCUUAGCGACCUUGGACAACAAGUUAACCGAGUUGGAAGAAAGUCAUAGCAGAUUAAAGGAGUAUCUGAAGGACAAGAUGUCCAAAGCCCAGGCUGAUACUCAUAACUUCAGAGUAAGUUUCUUAUUUUUCUUGAUUGACUUUAUUUUUAGGUUGUUAUUGCAGAAGAGAAGGAGCAUAUAUCUAAGUUGACAACUCAGGUCGAAGACUUCACAAGCAAUGCUCAUUUAUUCUUAGGAUCGAAGAUGGAACUUUUAAAGAACGUGCGACAACGAUUAGGGGGAUGGAUUAAACAAGGAUACGAUCGACUACAAGUGUCAAACACCGACCUUAUUGUGUUCGAACAGAAGUUUUCUGGGUUCCGGCAACGGUUGGAUUUGGUCCGACAGAUUCGAGAAGCUCCUAUCCUUUACGUCGCAAGUGUGGCCGAAGUUAUACGGCGGAACAAAUUCAAGACCGAGUUCGAUCUAUGGCUCAACAUUUUUUCUCAGAAAGCGUCGGAGUUUUUGAAAGAAGAAAAUACGGUACGCGCAGAAUUCUACGUCAAAUUAGAGAAACAUUUCCUUAGAGAAAUAUUCUCAGGAAUGGCCGAUGAGCUCCCCAACUUUAUCCCUACUAAACACAAAUUUGAUUCCAAUAUACCUCAACUCAGUCAUGAUGAAUUACGGGCAUUGAGGGAAACCUUAAAAGACUGCCUGGAGAUGAAUGACCUUUUCAAAGUGACCACACCUCAAGUCUUCACUCGACUGGCGGUUGAUGAUCCAUCAAAUCCAGGGUUGUCUCGAACCCAUUCAUCUCUUCACAGAGAAGCCUCUUUCUUCACUAAAGAACAGACACGUAACAUACAAGACAUGGGUAACAAGUUCCCUUCGACAAAUUGGCUGUCCGAGGAAGGACAAGUUGAACAUUCCCCAUCUACUCAGUCAUUCUUAUCAAGGACUUUGGGAUCCACAACUUCAUUGAAUGCCGGUGACAGUCAAGUAACCACUCCUUCAGACCUGGUCCCAUCUUUGGAUCAGAUUAAUGUGCUUAGAAGAGAUAGUUCAGCUUUGGAGAUUGGACCCUCCUCUGUUGAUUUGACCUGUCCGAUGUCGAUCCAUCCAGAUCGUUUUCCAAAAGUAACAAGUCCGAUGAAAAUUCGAAAAGCUUCAAGAGGAUCCACUCCGUCUUUUCCAUCACUGGAUCGAGAAUAUCCAAAGCCUAUCUUUGAGGAAGGUGUUCCUGUAGACAGUCCGCCAGAGGAUGGUGUCUUUAUGCCUGAUGACGAAUUGCAAUCCGCCCAUCAGCAGAAUGAACAGGAGACUCCAUUGUACACCCCCAACCUUUCUCCUGUCAAAAGCAAAGCAGAGAUUGAGGAGAAGUCGUGCCAAACUAUGUAUGGAAGUUCUGAGCAUGCAUCCACUCAGAUUGGUCGGCAAAGAUUAGACUCGUCCACUCAAUUCGAAUAUCAUUCAGACCAUUUUCAAUCCAUUGACACACAAGCUAACUUCUCCGGAGAAAACGUUGGUACUCAAUUUAUUCUCGAUGUCCAAUCUGAUGAAUGCCAGACUGAUGAGAUUAGUAUUUCCGAGCGUUUAGGAGAUGACAUCAUCCAAGUGAUGAAGAAUACAAGGAGUGAUAUCCUGAGCAUCAAAGAGGUAAGUAGGUUUGUUUUUAAAUAAAUACUUAGUUUUUAGGCAUUAUUAAAUGUGAAGACGGAAAAUAACAGUGAUUUGGAAGGAAUGAAAAGAGAAUUCGAAGAGAAUAUCAGAUAUAUCAUCGAGAAAAUCUCCGGGAACGAAAAGUACAAUGGGAUUGUUCAGCAGUUCGAAUUGAAGGUGGACGAAGUCAGCAAACAGAAAGAAGAGAUCGAAGUUAGAAAUCAGAAGUUGGAGGAUGAGGUUACUGAACUCAAGAAGUUGGUCGAGCACGAGAAACACUUUAGAAAGGAGAAAGAAAGUGAAGCCAAUGAGAGGGAAAGAAGGUUGAAGGUUCUAAAUGAACAGAUGCUGGUAGUUAUCAGAGAGAAAGAAGAGGGACAUUCAGAGAUUCUAAGAUUGAGCGAAGAGAUUAAGAACCUCAAGGCGAGCAUUGAACAUGAUUCCAAUGAGGACUGCCUUAAUAUUGAAUUGGAUGUAGCCAAGGAAUUGUUGAAGAGAGAUCUUUCUGUAAGUUAAACGUAUUAAUCAAAGAUCUUUUAGGAGGAUGAGAUUGAAUGGAUGAAAACCGAAAUAGAGAAGAGAAAGAAUAUGAGGAAAACUGAUGCAGAACGUUCAAGUGAAGAAGAUCCUCUGAGGAAGGAAUAUGAGAACGCCUACAAGAACAAGAUGGCCUUUUUAUUAAAGGGAAUCGAGGAGAAAAAAAAUGCUGAGAUAUCAAAAAUACGAGAAGAAAUGGAGAAGGAUAUAAGAGAAGAGUACGAGACUUAUACGGCCAGGAUGGUAUGUCUGAUUAUUAUUUUACAGUCUCCUCCUUAGUACCUGCUCCUGAAGUUACCAUUUUUUCAGAAAGCGAGAAUUAGUGAACUGGAAGAGAAAGUCAAAUUCUAUGAAAAGUCAUCGCUUCCUAUUUCUACAUCAGCGACUCAAAUAAUCCCAAUGGAUGAGUCUAUAAUGGAACAGUCAUGCAUGGUUGUGGACGAAGAUGUUAUUAACAUAAAGGCCUCUUCUUCCACUUUGUCUCAAAAUGAUACUAAUGAUGGGGAUAGCAGCGAUCCGACUGACAAGGGUUCCAGUUCUCCUUAUCAAUCUCCUGUGAUUUCCCCUGAUUUGAAUAUGGAUGUGAAUAUGAAUUCGGACAUGUCAACUAACGAAGUGAAUACCCAAACUAAGUUGAAGAUGAGUGAUAUGAAAAUGAUGAUAUCCUUGCAUGAAGUGAGAGAGGGAAGUGGUGUACUGUUGGUUUACAACGACGUUCAUGCCAGUUUUAUGGUCUUCAGUACUACUGGCACUCUUUAUUUUGUCAAGCCAAGAAGUCUUCGGCGGUUGGGAAUCGAUCAGAAUAACCCGGCACCCAAGUUUACUUUACUCUUUGCUCGUGUACUCGGAGUUGAGUUGUGUGAAACGAAGAAGGCUCCAAACAGGUAAAUUGUUUGAAAGCUGUCGUAAUGUACUUUGUGUAGUACUUGAUGAUUCCCUCCUUUAGAUACAACUUGGCUGCGAACACCCGUUUCUACCGAGUCGAUGUGGCGCCCAUGCCUGCCACGAUGGCCGGGUUAACACUUCAGAUCUCGGCGGCUCCUUCGAAGACUUCUGCUAGUCCCCAGAACAUUCAAGAUGCCCGGGAAGAGGUGACACGGCCUUGA
Messenger RNA from Bursaphelenchus xylophilus (pine wood nematode), 4235 nucleotides. Lineage: Eukaryota; Metazoa; Nematoda; Chromadorea; Rhabditida; Aphelenchoididae. The record is from the annotation of a GenBank genome assembly.